Molossus molossus (Pallas's mastiff bat) is the source of this 297-nucleotide messenger RNA. It is a transcript of the gene PATE3, whose product is annotated as prostate and testis expressed 3. The transcript has 3 exons. Lineage: Eukaryota; Metazoa; Chordata; Mammalia; Chiroptera; Molossidae. The record is from RefSeq and is a predicted model, not a curated record. Bases 1 to 297 code for a protein of 98 amino acids.
AUGAACAAACACUUCUUGUUGGUCUUCUUCCUCCUCAGCUGCAUUGAGGUACAGACACUACUGAAGUGCAUCACGUGCCACCUUCGCAUAAAGUCGGAUCGCUGUAGAAGAGGCUUUGGCAUCUGUGUCGCUCAGAAGAGUGAGGCUUGCAUGACCUUAAAGAUCUACGCGGACCAGUCCUUCCAGUUAUCAUAUAUGGUGUGUCAGAAGUUCUGCAGAGACUUGACGUUUGAUUUCAACAAUCGGACUUAUGUUCAUGAAUGCUGCAACUACGAUUAUUGUAACUAUAAGUUCUGA